Psylliodes chrysocephalus is the source of this 540-nucleotide messenger RNA. The record is from the annotation of a GenBank genome assembly. NCBI's taxonomy places the organism in Eukaryota, Metazoa, Arthropoda, Insecta, Coleoptera, Chrysomelidae.
AUGCAGCAUAUCUAUAAGUAUAUUACUGAGUACAAUACUGAGUACAAUACUGAGUACAAUACUGAGUACAAUACUGAGUACAAUACUGAGUACAAUACUGAGUACAAUACUGAGUACAAUACUGAGUACAAUACUGAGUACAAUACUAAGUACAAUACUGAGUACAAUACUGAGUACAAUACUGAGUACAAUACUGAGUACAAUACUGAGUACAAUACUGAGUACAAUACUGAGUACAAUACUGAGUACAAUACUGAGUACAAUACUGAGUACAAUACUGAGUACAAUACUGAGUACAAUACUGAGUACAAUACUGAGUACAAUACUGAGUACAAUACUGAGUACAAUACUGAGUACAAUACUGAGUACAAUACUGAGUACAAUACUGAGUACAAUAGUACAAUACUGAGUACAAUACUGAGUACAAUACUGAGUACAAUACUGAGUACAAUACUGAGUACAAUACUAAGUACAAUACUGAGUACAAUACUGAAUACAUUAUUGAGUAAAUUACUUAGUGCAUCACUGGUACAUUACUGA